Molecule: messenger RNA, 958 nt
Organism: Plutella xylostella (diamondback moth)
Lineage: Eukaryota; Metazoa; Arthropoda; Insecta; Lepidoptera; Plutellidae
Product: protein RER1
Biological process (GO): protein retention in ER lumen; retrograde vesicle-mediated transport, Golgi to endoplasmic reticulum
Cellular component (GO): Golgi membrane
Source: RefSeq, a predicted model, not a curated record
AACAAAAUUCUUUCAUUGAUCUGUGUGUGAAAUUGUGAUGUGUGAUUUUAGGUGAAGAAUUUCGAAAAUACUAUGAAUUAUUUAAUUUAGAUCGUUAGUUUAUCUAAUUUAACUAUAUUAACAGUCGUAGAUCACCAAAGAGUGUGCUACGAGACCAUUUUGUUUAUUAACCUUAAGAAAUAGUAAUGUAAUUAGGAGCCACAAGUAAGUUGUUCAAUAGAGGUAAAAAUGAUGGAUGAAAAUGAUUUAUCAAGUGCAGCAAGCCGCAAAGGCGUUGUAUCCCAAGCGUGGACUCGCGUUUCUCAGAUAUAUCAAAGUGCCCUAGACAGAUGGACUCCACACACAAAGGGGAGAUGGGUGGCCUCUGUAGUGCUUCUACUUGUGUUCCUUCUCCGAGUAUUUGCCAAGCAAGGCUGGUACAUAGUCACGUAUGCAUUGGGAAUCUAUCAUUUGAAUCUAUUUAUUGCUUUCCUGACACCAAAAAUUGAUCCAGCAAUGGAUUUCGAUGCGGAAGACGACAGCGGGCCGGCGCUGCCGACGCGCGCGUCCGAGGAGUUCCGCCCCUUCAUCCGGCGCCUGCCCGAGUUCAAGUUCUGGCUGUCCGUCACCAAGAGCACCAUCGUCGGCUUCUUCUGCACCUUCGUCGACGCCUUCAAUAUUCCAGUAUUCUGGCCGAUCCUGGUCAUGUAUUUCCUUACGCUGUUCUGUAUUACUAUGAAGAGGCAGAUUAAGCAUAUGAUCAAGUACAGAUACCUGCCGUUCACCCACAACAAGCCAAAGUACAAAACCGUGGAGAACGCGGUGACGGUGAACUGACGCCCGCGCGCGUGUUGCGUAGGAGAAAUAUGCAAAACUGUUCUAAUGUAAUAUUUCAUCAAAUACAGUUUUAUUUUAAAUGUUCUUAAAUUGUUUAGUCCCAGUUAUUAUUUUUAUUCGUAUUAAAUAUAUUUUAACUAAA